AUGAGGUGCUUGCCCCAGCUGUUGGGAAUAAUACCUGCAAGGCCAGCUUCUGGGACCCCUACUACGGUGGUGGGGUUUGUUGUAGGCACACAACACUCACUGACACUGCAGCUCAACAGCACCUCUGCAAACUUGGAGCAAUGCAAUGUUAACUUCCACUUUGGGGAGCAGGGGAACUAUUCUCUGUGGGUGAAGAACCUGAAUGAGCCGUCACUGGUCAGCUGCUCGAUGAUCACUGAUUCUGAGCCCAUUAACAGCUACCUGCCUAUUUUGUUUGCUUUUCUGGUAUUUGCUUUUCUGGCUGCAUUAUCUGCUGUCUGGAACACGAUUAAAAGACUGGAUGUGGUGACAAAUCUACUUCUUCGCUUGGGGAGCACAGUGGAGACAGAGAGGCUGAUAAACUCGGAGCUUGGCACUCCAAACAGAUUGGUAGAUGCCUCUAUGGAAUCGAUAAUUCCUGCCACUACAGGACGGAGGCUUCGUUCUUUGGAUACUUUCCGUGGUCUUGCCCUGGUCGUUAUGGUGUUUGUCAACUACGGGGGUGGACGUUACUGGUUCUUUAGGCAUGAAAGUUGGAAUGGGCUCACAGUGGCUGAUCUCGUGUUUCCUUGGUUUGUGUUUAUUAUGGGUACUUCUAUUGGUUUGUCCCUGAGCGGUUCAUUGCGCAGAGGUGUCAAACGCACUCAUCUGCUGUGGAAGAUUUUCUGGAGGAGCUUACAACUAUUUCUUAUCGGAGUCAUCAUCGUCAAUCCUAACUACUGCCAAGGACCCUUGUCUUGGGAUUCUCUGCGUAUACCUGGGGUAUUACAGCGUCUGGGCUUCACAUAUCUCAUUGUCGCUCUCUUGGAUCUUGUGGUGGCACAGGACCGACUUACCAACUUGUCAAGUGAAACAUGCUGGUAUUCGGUGCAUGAUGUCUGCCUCUACUGGCCCCCAUGGCUGUUUGUGAUUGCCUUUGAGACAAUUUGGUUGUGUUUGACCUUCCUUCUCCCAGUCCCAGACUGCCCAAUUGGUUAUUUGGGUCCAGGGGGCAUUGGUGACUUUGGCCAGUACCAAAACUGCACUGGUGGAGCUGCAGGUUACAUUGAUCGCUGGCUGCUGGGAAAUAACCAUAUUUACCAGACGCCUUCAUCACGGGUUGUAUACCAGUCUGUGAUGCCCUUUGACCCUGAGGGUGUUUUGGGAAGCAUCAACUCUGUAUUGAUGGCAUUUUUGGGUCUUCAGGCAGGGAAAAUUCUGCUGCAUUACAGAGACCAACACAGGCAAAUAAUCACACGAUUUCUCAUUUGGGGAUUCAUACUGUAUGUGGUACCUGAAAUAUGA
Sinocyclocheilus grahami is the source of this 1323-nucleotide messenger RNA. Its product is annotated as heparan-alpha-glucosaminide N-acetyltransferase-like. The record is from RefSeq and is a predicted model, not a curated record. The transcript has 15 exons. The coding region runs from base 1 to 1323 and encodes 440 amino acids. NCBI's taxonomy places the organism in Eukaryota, Metazoa, Chordata, Actinopteri, Cypriniformes, Cyprinidae.